Molecule: messenger RNA, 4630 nt
Organism: Platichthys flesus (European flounder)
Lineage: Eukaryota; Metazoa; Chordata; Actinopteri; Pleuronectiformes; Pleuronectidae
Product: interferon-induced, double-stranded RNA-activated protein kinase-like
Exons: 17
Coding region: 152-2152 (666 amino acids)
Biological process (GO): protein phosphorylation
Molecular function (GO): ATP binding; protein kinase activity
Source: RefSeq, a predicted model, not a curated record
CUGAAACGAAAGAGGAAGUGCAUGUGUACACAGAGCAGUGAGAGUUGACCACCGGUGAGAAGAACACCGAGAGAAACGUUGACGUUUGUGGUUUGUUUGCUUUGUUUUUUUUAACGGAAUUUAAGAUUGAACUUCGACCGCUGCGUCGAUAAUGGCCACUAGAAACUACGUAGCUGAGCUUUUGGAGUACGCACAGAGAACAGGCUCCAAGGUGAUUUUUGAGGAGUUGAGCCCCAAGGGACCCGACCAUGACAAGAUAUUCACCCAGAGGGUAGUCUGCAACGGUGAGGUGUAUCCUGAAGGUGUGGGGAGGAGCAAGAAGGAAGCCAAGCGUAAUGCUGCUGGAUAUGCCUUGAGAGGCUUGUUGGAGAAUGAACCUGCCAGCAAUGUGGUAAAUAGCCAGAGUGAGAAUGACAACAGCGUUGGAAAAACAAAUUUCAAAGGAAUUCUCAACCACUACUGUCAGAAAAAGGGCCUCGUCCCGAAUUACAUCCAUGUGAAAAAAAGCGGUCUACCACAUUGUCCCCAAUUCACCUACAAAGUAGUAAUUGAAGACAAGGAGUACCCUGAGGGGGAGGAUAAGACUAUCACGCAAGCCCAACAAAAUGCUGCUCAGCAGGCCUGGUCUGCUCUUCAAGAGCAGUCCGACUGGGACAGCAAGGUUUCCUUGAGGUCCACUUUGUCCGAAGAUGAUGAUCCCCCCAUGAUGUCAUCAACUUCAACUUCAUCUUCAUCUUCAACUUCAACCUUGACUUCGACAUCAACCUUGACAUCAACUUCACUGGACUCCACAAAGUCUUCAUCACAAAGCGAACCAUUGAGUGCAAGUGACUCCAUAGUAUUCAUUGACUCAUCUAACCCUCACAAGGAUCAGACUGGAGACGAGAUAUAUGGUGGCACAUCAAGCCAGCAAAAUGAGGAAGCCAAACAAGAUGAAAUCUGUGAUAAGACCAAUAGACUCAGUAUAAAGGCAGAAGGUGGAAACUUCAUUGGUAAGGUCAACCAGUACUGUCAGAAAACACAGCGCUCCCACAGUUACGUCUUAGAGAAAAGAUGCGGUGAAGCACACAUCCCUCAAUUCUUCUACAAGUUAGUGAGCGACAACAAGGAGUACCCUGUGGGUGAGGGGAAGACUGCGAAAGAAGCCAAACAAAAUGCAGCUCAGCUGGCCUGGAUUGCUCUUCAAGAGCAGACCAACUUCGAAAGCAAGGUUGCUGUUGAAAACAAGGGUGGGACCGAUAGUGUGAGUAACACACCAACCAGGUCCAGAUUUACAUCACUGUUUGAUUCCAUGAAGUCUCUUGGGAAAGGAGGCUUUGGUCAGGUGUACGAAGUAAGAGAAAUACUGCUAAACAAGAAGUAUGCUGUCAAGAUUGUCCGUGGUAAAAAAAAAGCUCUGCGAGAGGUGAGGGCAUUAUCAGAGCUUCUUCACCCCAACAUUGUGCGAUACUACACUUGUUGGAUGGAGGAUACAGGUUACAUGCAGGACAGUUCAGCAGACAGCAGCUCUUCUCAGGAAUCAUCGCCACAGUUCCUUUACAUUCAAAUGGAGUUAUGUGACUCCAGAACACUUAGACACUGGAUAAAAGAAAGGAAUACGAGAACUCCAGACUCCAACAGACAACACGAGGGUUUAACCAUCGCUCAACAAAUAGUCAGUGGAGUCGAGUACAUUCACUCCAAAAAACUCAUCCACAGGGAUCUGAAGCCUGCCAACAUCCUGUUUGGACAGGAUGGAGAAGUGAAGAUUGGAGACUUUGGUCUGGUCACUGCUGAUGAUGUAGACUAUGAAAACCCAAUGGAGAGAACUAAAAAAUCAGGAACCCUUUCUUACAUGGCUCCCGAACAAAAGUUUGACAUCAUCUAUGAGCGGAAGGUGGACAUAUUCGCCUUCGGGCUGAUAUACUUUGAGCUCCUCUGGAAAAUCUCUACUGGCCAUGAAAGAGUGGAGGUUUUCGAAAAUGCCAAAAAACUGAAGUUCCCCAGAGAGUUUUCACUUACUUUUCCUCAAGAGGAACAAAUAAUGAGGUCAAUGCUGUGUAAGGAGCCAAAACAACGACCUGAAGCAAGUGCUCUGAAGGCAGAGCUGGAAAAGUUGGCCCGCACUCUCAACCCUGAAAAAACUGAACAUCAGCAAAAUGUAACAGUCUGACAGUCACACACGCAGGAGGUUAUAAACAUCUGUCUCCUCUGAUUGUACAUUUUGAUGUUUUAUGAUUUUGUUGGCAAACGGAUGAUGGCUUUUAUUUAGCUUUACCCUGAGAUCUGUAGCCUACAAACAACUCAUACUUAACUACACACUCACACACAAACAGAUACAAACACACACACACGCACACACAAAUGUAAAUCUGUAGUCUGCAAUGAAAAUUAUCAUGUGACGCCAAUUGGGGGCGGGAUCUCCAGGUUGAUUACAAGUGUACUAAAUAAUCAUCAAAGGCACUGCUCGAAACCUGGGUGUGACACUUGACAAUCAACUCUCCCUUACCGCCAACAUAACUUCAACAACCAUUCCUGUAGAUUCAUGCUGCAAAAAAUCAGGAGAAUACGACCCCUUCUCACUCAGAAGGCGGUGCAGGUUCUGGUCCAGGCUCUUGACAUCUCACGCCUAGACUAUUGUAACUCUCUCCUGGCAGGUCUACCUCUCUAAAAUCUCUAUCGACAAGCAUUACAAAAGAAUCGUUCUUUUCAGCCUCCGCAGACUGACAGCUGCAGCGUGGUGAUUUAAGGAUUAGACAGAAAUAAGAGCGCUUGUGUAGCACUUACAUAGAAAAGUUCCCUCGCCAGUUGAGUAAAUAUGACCAAAUAUCCUCACUAUCAUUCCCAAAAUAAUUUAUAAUUUGAAUAAUACACAUUUUUUAAACUCAUUAUUACAUUGCACUGUAGUUCUGCAGCUCAUCCAGAAUGCAGCAGCUCGACUGGUCUUAAGCCUAAAUUCACUCACACUACGCCACUCCUCCGCUCCCUUCACUGGUUACCAGUGGCUGCACGUAUCCGUUUCAAAGCAUUAGUAUUUGCGUACUGGACCCAGUGCGUACGGAUCGGGUCCAGUCUACAUCCAGGACAUGGUCAAACGUUACACCCCAACCGAUUCACUUCGCUGUGCAUCUGCCAAUCGGCUUGUUGCUCCCUCACUGCGAGCUAAACACUCAACAAAAUCACGACUGUUUGCUGCCCUGGCUCCUGAAUGGUGGAACGAGCUCCCCUGUUACAUCAAGACAGCAGAAGGUCUAUCAUCUACCAUCGCAAACUAAAAACACACCUCUUCCGACUAUACUUUGAAUAAAAGUUUAAACUAACAAUUUAGUAGAACUUAAAUGGUACUUACUUAUGGCACUUUGUAGUUUGGAUUUCUUGAAGAAAAAGUACUUCUUGAUUCUUGUUGUUACAGGUUUGUACCCUCAUGGUUGAAUGCACUUAUUGUAACCCGCUUUGGUGGAAGCGUCAGCUAAAUGACAUGUAAUGUAAUGUAAUCAAGAUAUAUUUUAUGAUGAGAUAUAUUAAUGAUGGAAAUGUCUUUUAUGUUAUGUAGAAGUGUUUUAAAUCAUUACAGCCAUUGCUUUGUAUUGAUUAUCAUAAGGGGGAAAUACAAUUGUGGUUAUCUUUUUGUUAUCUGUCUAUCUGCUAUCUUGAUUGUUAUUAUUAUUUUGUUAUGAUAUAAUGUGUGAUGUAAUACAUUUUCCCAGAUUUCAGUUUUAUUAGUGUUUCAUACAGAAUAUUGGUCCAGUCCUCAGCCUCUCAACCUCUCAGCCUCUCAACGACACAUUUUUUUUCUUGAAGACGCUUAAAAGGAUAUAUAAAGUUUUCACUUUGUAUAUAAACAACUCGACAGCCGUCUCUACAGCUGGCAUAAUCAAAAACACACGCCAAAAAAAACAAGUGAUUAGGAAGGAUUCAAAUGAGGAACAAUACCAGAAACCAGAAAUUAACACUCAUGAGGGUUUUUUUUUUUCAUUUUACCUUAUAUUAGGACUUGUUUUCCUUACGAGGACAGAGAGCAUGAUUGCAAAAGUCAUGACAUUUUAAGUAAGGUAAGGUUCAGGGUUAGGGAGAGGCAGGUAAUGAGUCAAUGUAAAAUCCUCUGAAGUCAUGGAGACAGGUAUUACUCAUGUUGUGGGGACCUAAAUCUUUUUACACAGUCUUUUUACACAGGAUUUGUUUUCCUAAUGGAGACAAAAAGCACAUCCCCAUAACAAAAAUGGUUAAUUUUAAGAUGAAGACAUGUUCUAAUCUAAGAUUAAGGUUUGGGUUAAACAAGUAGUAACUAUGGUUAUGGUUAAGUGUCCAGGAAGUGUGUAGCUUCCUCAGGAGGUAUGGAUACAAUACUUUGUGUGUAUGUCUGUGUGUGCGUGUUAUCAUCAUAAGAUGUGAUUGUAAACAUACCAAUUGGGCAGCAACUGUUAUUUUCAUUGAUUAAUUUCCCAACCUUUUUCCUCACAAUUGAGAUCUGAGUAUUUUUUUCAUAACAAAAGAUUAAAAAUGAUUAAUUAAUAAUCAAAAUACUUGGAAAUUAUUAUAAUUGUGCAAAACUAAUCUAUUAAAUGAUUCAUCAUUGAAGCUCUAGGUGCCAAGUCCACUUACAGACAGGGGACGAUUUUAAAACAUUAAACUUUGUUAUGCUUUCAUUCAA